This is a messenger RNA of Miniopterus natalensis, 2165 nucleotides long. RefSeq names its product insulin like growth factor binding protein 4 (gene IGFBP4). Gene Ontology annotation, molecular function: insulin-like growth factor I binding; insulin-like growth factor II binding. Lineage: Eukaryota; Metazoa; Chordata; Mammalia; Chiroptera; Miniopteridae. Gene Ontology annotation, biological process: regulation of insulin-like growth factor receptor signaling pathway. Gene Ontology annotation, cellular component: extracellular region. The record is from RefSeq and is a predicted model, not a curated record.
CAGCCGCUCAGCCCCCUUACCCCCGCCGCCUGGACCCAGCCGAGGAUGCGGCGCAGCGCCUCGGUGGCCAGGAUUGCUCCUAUCUAGCCCGCCUGCUAACUUCCCUGGCUCCGUCUCUGUUCGCCAGCGGGGCUACCCCGUCUCCCUGCGUUCUCGCGGUCCGGUCCUUCAGGAGCGCGGGGCGCUGCUUCCGUGCGUCCCCUGCUGCCAACCCGCGCGCCCACGCUCCCUUCCCGCACCUUGCGCCCGCGCCCAGUCCUCGCCCGAUCAUGCUGCCCCUCUGCCUCGUGGCCGCGCUGCUGCUGGCCGCCGGGCCCGGGCCAAGCCUGGGAGACGAAGCCAUCCACUGCCCGCCCUGCUCCGAGGAGAAGCUGGCGCGCUGCCGCCCCCCGGUGGGCUGCGAGGAGCUGGUGCGGGAGCCCGGCUGCGGCUGUUGCGCCACUUGCGCCCUGGGCAAGGGGAUGCCCUGCGGGGUGUAUACCCCUCGCUGCGGCUCCGGCCUGCGCUGCUACCCGCCCCGGGGGGUGGAGAAGCCCCUGCACACGCUGAUGCACGGGCAAGGCUUGUGCAUGGAACUGGCGGAGAUCGAGGCCAUCCAGGAAAGCCUGCAGCCCUCUGACAAGGAUGAGGGUGAUCACCCCAACAACAGCUUCGGCCCCUGUAGUACCCAUGACCACAAGUGCCUGCAGAAGCACUUAGCCAAAAUGCGAGACCGGAACAUCAAUGGGGGCAAGAUGAAGGUCAUCGGGGUGCCCCGGGAGGAAGCCCGGCCUAUGCCCCAGGGCUCCUGCCAGAGUGAGCUGCACCGGGCCCUGGAGCGGCUGGCUGCCUCACAGAGCCGCACCCAUGAGGACCUCUACACCAUCCCCAUUCCCAACUGCGACCGCAACGGCAACUUCCACCCUAAGCAGUGCCACCCGGCCCUGGAUGGGCAGCGCGGCAAGUGCUGGUGUGUGGACCGGAAGACAGGAGUGAAGCUUCCAGGGGGCCUGGAGCCGAAGGAGGAGCUGGACUGCCACCAGUUGGCUGACAGCUUCCGCAAGUGAUCCCUACCAGCAGGCAGGGGGCUCAGUGUCCCCUGCCCCCCCCUUCCCCUGGAGGCUGCAGAGCUGACCUGGAGCCCAGGUCUGAGUCCUGGCUCUGCCUCUGGCCUAGAAGUUUUCCUCCGGGUGUGUGCUGUGUGUGUGUGUUUAUAAGCAUGGGUGUGGCCUUGGGGUGAGCCAGAGCCUAGGGAUGUCCUCUUUGGGCUUAGAUAGCCUGAGAGGCCUGAGAGUGGCAAUGGGGAGCCCUGGUGUGUUUCCAAAUUGAUCCUGGAUUCAUUCAUUCAUUCAUUCAUUCAUUCAUUCAUUCAGCCAUUUAAAAACAUUUAUUGGCUACAUAUUACAUGCCAGCUCUAGUUUUUAGCCCUGGGGUUCUUAUUCUAACUUCCUCCAAUUUGGACAUGUGGGGCCACCUCCUACAAGGUGAGCACAAGUCUGUGGGAGACGAGAAGUCUCAGUCCCAUAAUCAGAGGAGGGAAGUAGACAUGUCCCUUGACCAAUGUCCCUCCCCACAUAGAGUGGAGGCCAUAGGGAAGGUGUGGGGUAGCAGAUGGUUCAAUGGUCAGGAGACCAGACCCACUCCCAAAGCUAAGGGCUGCCAGGCUCCUCUUCUCUUCCUCACUAGGUCCUUCCAGGGGGAAGGACCUGCAGAGACAGGCCUACUUUGGGGUUGGGCAUAGUGCCAUCUGUUUGCCUGGCAACUGAACCCCUGAUAUGGAGUAGGGAAGAGGGUCAGAGGAAGGCCUUCAAGACAGAGGGCUGGGCAGUGGGGCCCAUGUCUGAGCAGUCAGGGUGGGAGGAAAGAAUGCGUGAUCGGACUGCAUGUGUCUGAUGGAGAAAAGGACAGCAUACUGGGGAUGUAGUGCUGAGAGUGAGGGAUUUGCCUGGGGUCCUGCUUCCUUCCAUUUGUGGCCAGAGCCAUGAAAUCACCAGGAUGACUCCAUCCUUCAGUGGCUCACAGCCUGUAGCUCUGCCUCCAGCUCCACACUUCCUUCCCCUAUGGCUCCCUACCUACCCCCUGGGUAUUUUCUGGCUUGACUGGAUGGAAGGAGACAUAGGGACCUACCAGUUGGCCAUGAUGUCUUAUCUUUUUUUUUUCUAACAAAACAAAACAAAAAAACUAUA